CUAGCUUCUGUUUCCCCCCCUCUUCCCUUCUGCUCAGCUGGUUGAUUUAUCUUUAAAAACCAUUUUUGUAUUGUUUUGUAAAAAGAGAUUUGUGCCCUCAUCUUUCAGCAGAAGCAUUUGGCUUUGUAAUUAAUAGAUUGAUUGCCAUUGGCAACAAAGGCAAGCAGAAGAAUGAAUUGAACUUCAAGAAAAUUUCUUAGAAUUGGCUAUAGUGAUAUAACAGAGCAAUAACUGCGUCAAGGACCAACUACCAGCAGGCAGAGAAAAACUAAUCUUUGCACUGGAUGGAUGGACAUCAUGCUGGAUUACUACAAAAUCUUGGAUGUUCCCCGAAGUGCUUCUUUGGUUGAUAUUAAAAGAGCGUACAGGAGUAAAGUGCUCAGAUGGCACCCAGAUAAAAAUCCAGACAACAGGAAAGAAGCCGAACAAAGAUUCAAGGAGAUCGUGGAGGCUUACAAAGUCCUUUCAGACAAAAGUACACGUGACCACUAUGAUGAAAGCAGCAAGGAUAUUUCGAAAGGAACAAAGAAAGCUGAUGAUGAGAAACAUCUGUCUGUGUUUGAUCAGGAUGGUAUGAAAAUCUUCUUCACAGGACAACGUUCCUCUUCAGAUUUUUCUGUAUCCUUCUUCAGUGCUCCUAAAAGGUUCCACCACUUUUCCAUUAUGACUGCCUUCAUCAAUGGCAAAAAAAUCACAACCAAAAGACAUCUUGAGAAUGAAAGCAAGUACUUGGAAGUUGAAGAGGACGGGAAGACGGUAUCUAUCCAUGUUAAUGGCAUACCUGUUUAUGAUAGAGAAUAUUAUGGAGCACCAGGAAAUGAGUGGGAUUACAGGCUGGACAAGUGGCAUCAUUGCUCAGGCAGAUGGCGUCAUUGGACAUGUGAAAAGCGUCGAUGGGCUGAUGAGUGGCGGGGCUGGGCAAACAAAUGGCGGAACUGGGCAGAAGAGUGCCGAAACUGGGCACAAGAAAAGCAUCACCAGGAAGACAAGGGUUCUUCUGGGACUUCAGUUGGGCAUCAUAAAGCAGAUGCAGAAUGUCCAAAGGCUGAGGAAUAUUCCAAAUCAGACAAGGGUUGCCAUAAGCCAGGGGCAAAGUAUCCUGGAUUUCCCAUGCCAGGAGAAGGCAAAACAUCUGUGAAUGAGGGUUUCUCAAAGACAAAUAAGGGACAACUUCGGCCAGAAGAAGAAGACACCAGAUCAGACAAAGGGUAUUUUGUGUUUCCCAAGCCAGGUGAGAAGAAUUCUGAUCUGGAUAAAGGGCACCACAGGACAAUCAAGAAGCAGCACAGGCCAGAGGACAAGGGCAAUCCUGGAAUUCAUAGGCCAGGGGAGGGACAUGAUGAUGGGCAUAUCAGAACAAAAAAGGGGCAACCUAGGCCAGAGGAGGGACAAUCCAAGCUAGGCAAGAUGUAUCAUGGAUCAAAAAAGUCAGAUCAGGCGUCUCCUGGUCACAAAACAUCAGACUCUGUGUGUAGUGAAGCUGCUAUGAAACACAAGACAGUUUCUGACUACAACUCGCAGGCUGAGAAUAGAAAACUUCAUAUUGGGGGAUACAAGCAACUGGAUGAAGAAAACAACCAACAUGCUAUAAAAAAUGAAAAUCGUCCUAGAAAGAAUGAGCUGAAGGAUGAAAAACAGGGACCUAUUGGUGAGAAUGGUGGGUUAACUUUUGAGUCUGAAUCAGACAGAGCAUCAGAAUUAAAUGAUAUGAGGAAAAAGUCUCCUGUAUAUGCUAAAGUCCCUCACAAACCAGUGUUGACUAUCUGUGGUGCCAAAGGGCUUCGAACAAGAAAGCCAUAUGCCAAGAGAAGCAAGUCUCAUAUUGGGAGGAACAAGUUAUGCAGCAGUAGGAACAAAUCACAGGCAGGGAAGAAUAGAAUGUCUGAUGGGCACAGGAAAACAACUCCUGACUCUUUGAAUGGAAGCAGGGAGGUGGCUCCUGAUAGGAAGAAGACACCAGUAGAUUGCAAGUAUACUCCACAAAGUAGGAAUAAAGGUUCCCUUCCACCCCUCCAGGAAGAUAAAAUUCCUCUCCUGAUGAGAAAGAGACUGCCCAGGAGGAGGACACACAACCUUCCUUCUGAAACCAGGGAUGAAAAGUAUCAGUUCAUCUCUGAAAUUAGUCAGUCCCUAGACAUAAAUAGCCAACAGCAAGGGAGAUUGAUUAAAAUGCCCCGGACCAGUUCAUGUCUUCCAAGCAUUCGAGGCCAAAAAUUUGGAAUGGAUCAGCUUCCAAAUGUGACCCGUUGACCACGGUUGUGAUCAAGUUAGCUCUCACACAUGUAAGCCCAAAGACUUGCUCACACUAGUGAUCAUUCCGAUUUCUGCAUUCACACCAUGUUGUGAAGAAUUCCACAUAUGCUGGGUUCCAAAUUCCAAUAGAAUGGAGAGUUCCAAGAGACCAUGGUCAGCAGAAGAGGAGUAGGGUUCCCCCCAAUAAAUACAGAAUGUAACUCUUGUUGCUUUAGUAUGUGUAUAUUAAUGGGUGACAAAAGAGAGAUUUGUGCAUUUAGCUUCUCCACACCUGUUGUUCAGAAAUCUGAACAUAUUUUUGCCCACUAUGGUUUUUUUGGUUCAUUUAUUUCCCUAAUGUAUUUUGGUUGCAAAAUCUAGGCUUGUGGACAGGAGGAAAGGUAAGUAGG
Molecule: messenger RNA, 2642 nt
Organism: Hemicordylus capensis (graceful crag lizard)
Lineage: Eukaryota; Metazoa; Chordata; Lepidosauria; Squamata; Cordylidae
Exons: 9
Coding region: 289-2250 (653 amino acids)
Biological process (GO): protein refolding; positive regulation of proteasomal ubiquitin-dependent protein catabolic process
Cellular component (GO): cytosol; endoplasmic reticulum membrane
Molecular function (GO): Hsp70 protein binding; ATPase activator activity
Source: RefSeq, a predicted model, not a curated record